Molecule: messenger RNA, 1840 nt
Organism: Mitosporidium daphniae
Lineage: Eukaryota; Fungi; Microsporidia
Exons: 3
Biological process (GO): protein phosphorylation; intracellular signal transduction
Cellular component (GO): cytoplasm
Molecular function (GO): ATP binding; protein serine/threonine kinase activity
Source: RefSeq, a predicted model, not a curated record
AUGCCCAUGCAGCAAUCCCCACAGGUUAGCACACUUACUUCCCAAUCUUCUUGUACUGCUGCUAUCUCGAAAAAGCCAACCAACGGUUCUUCUGACGAUUCCCAAACAUAUCAUGCUCAUAUUGAUGAUGAACGGCUAAACGUGAUCCUUGGAAAGGGAGCUUAUAAAGUUGUGUGGAAAGCUCUAGAUUUUAAGGACGGCUAUGAGGUUGCCUGGAAUUGCUUCCAAACAUCCAAGCAAGAAUCUACAGAGUUUUCCCAGGAGAUUGAAAUCUUAAAGCAGGUCCGACAUCCCAAUAUAAUUACCUUUCGCGAUGCCUGGUAUAACAAUGGAGAGUUUGUGUUUAUCACUGAAUUAAUUACAUCCGGGACACUUCGAGAGUAUAUUCAAAAGCUUAAAAAGCCGUGUUUAAAAAUUGUCCGUUCAUGGACAAGACAAAUUUUAAAUGGGCUUUUGUAUCUGCACUCACAUAGCCCGCCAAUCAUUCACCGGGACAUCAAAUGCGACAAUAUCUUUAUUAAUGGAGCUCACGGUGAAGUCAAAAUAGGCGACAUGGGCACUGCCAAGAUGAAAGUGGGAAAAAAGUAUACCGUCAUUGGUACCCCCGAAUUUAUGGCUCCUGAGAUGUAUGACGAAAGGGGAUAUUCCGAAAAAGUCGAUGUUUAUGCUUUUGGCAUGUGUCUUCUGGAAAUGGUAACUGCCGAGUAUCCGUAUUCCGAAUGCAAAAAUGCCGCACAGAUAUACAAAAAGGUAUCUUCUGGGGUUAAGCCAGAGUGUUUGUCUCGUGUUGCAGAUGAAAUGAUACUUUCAUUGAUUCAAAAGUGCAUUGCAGAAGAAUCGGAAAGAAUAUCUGUUCGCGAGAUUCUUGAACAUCCCUUUUUUGUUUGCGAGCCUGAACUUGUGCUUUUAGGCGUUGAUGAGGCCAGAUUUUCGAUCACUCUUCAAGUAAUUUUAAGGAACCCAGAGUCCACCUCGUUCAGGUUUGAAUACAACUUGGAAACCGAUACGGUCGAAGAAGUUGUCUCCGAAAUGAUUGACGAACAAAUUAUACCUGAUCUAUACCGGAGCCAUCUAAUAGCUCUGCUUAAUAGGCAAAUUCGAAAUUUUCAUCAGAACUUUCCCUUUGCUAUGGAGAUUGCGUCGGUUAGAAGAAUCAAACAACAUAACUCCGACCAGGCCAAUAUAAAUCAGCAGCAGCAGCAGCAGCAACCGCAAGCUCAGAUACCACCAUCAGAAUCAGCUGCCUCGACAAAUCCCAAUGUUUCUACGGCACCCGCUAACAACGUGUCUGCAAUUCCAAAUACCCAGCCACCUCUACCUUUUACGAAUGCAGACCAAACCGCGAUUACACCGCCUACUUUUAUCUUUACAGGGGAUUCCAUUUCUGCUCAGCUUUCAUCUUCAUCCUCUUUACAGCCCAGUUCUCUUCGUAAUUGGAAGAGGGAAUCUCAAUAUAAAGCGGAGCUGACAAGUGCUCAAAAGGAAAUGAUUUCAGCUGUCGAGAGAGCAGUGAUUGCUGAAAAGCGAGCUUCCGAGAUCGACAAGCUGAUGAAAGCUACAGAGAGUAAGCGAACAGAAACGGACCUUGUCAUUGAGAAUCUCAGGUUAGAAAUCAAGAACUUGAAAGACCAAGUUGAUUCAUCUUCACCAUCCGGAGCACCCCCUUAUGCAAUGCAGCAAAGACCGCCAACAUCAAACGAUGACACGAAAAGAUAUCAGAUAUCUAAUACUGUUCUUGAGCAGUCUUACAGUCCCUCUGGGCUGGCUACCAAUGGGGGAGCAGGAGCAGGAGCAGGAGCAGGAGCAGGAGCAGGAGCAGGAGCAGGAGCAGGAGCAGGAG